Messenger RNA from Camellia sinensis, 564 nucleotides. RefSeq lists its product as uncharacterized. The record is from RefSeq and is a predicted model, not a curated record. Lineage: Eukaryota; Viridiplantae; Streptophyta; Magnoliopsida; Ericales; Theaceae.
AUGGCCCCAGCACCAAUGGACAGAGAGCUAGCAAGAUUUACCGCUACCCUACUGUCCCCAAAGAUCGAGAGCAUGCCACUCCCUGUCGGAUUCCACCAACCAAAGUUCACACUGUACGAUGGCAAAACGGAUCAGUACAUGCACGUGAGUCAUUACUGGCAAGUAAUGGCUCCCCACCAGCGCAAUGACACCUUGAUGUGUCUUAUAUUCAUAGCAAGUUUGGGAGAAUUGGGCCUGAAGUCGUUUGAAAGACUCCCAGAGGGGAGCAUCGAGGGGCGGCAACAACUAGCAGAGGGCUUUGUCACUAGAUUCAAAACCAACACUCGAACACCGAAGGAGGUUGACCACCUCCUGAGCGUCAAGAUAGAAUCUGCAGGUUCUUUGAAAGCAUACAAUGCCAAGUAUUGGGAAACUUACAAUGAGAUCCUCGAUUGCCCCACCAAUCUGGCGAUCGCACAAUGCGAGCGAGGUCUCCCAGUUGGAUAUAAGUUACGAGAUUUGCUUACGAUGGACCAGCCCACAACCAUGGAGUCCUUGAUGCAGCAGAUCAACAAACAUAUCUGA